This is a messenger RNA of Lactuca sativa (garden lettuce), 883 nucleotides long. RefSeq names its product Lojap-related protein. Lineage: Eukaryota; Viridiplantae; Streptophyta; Magnoliopsida; Asterales; Asteraceae. The record is from RefSeq and is a predicted model, not a curated record. Gene Ontology annotation, molecular function: ribosomal large subunit binding. Gene Ontology annotation, biological process: negative regulation of translation; negative regulation of ribosome biogenesis.
UACCAGUCACCACCUAAACCACUCUCAGAAACGACGACCAAUUUUGGUGGCGCCGUCGCAGGAGAUUUCAUGUGGCCGUCUCUAAGGCAACGGACUCUUUCCCUCUCAUCAGAAGCUAUUCACCAAUGGAUGCCAGGUCUUAAUCGCUCGUUUUGUUCUUCGGUAAUCAAUGCUACAAACACCAACGGAAAGAGUGGAAAUGUUGUCGAAUUACUGAACUUAGAAGAGGUCGAGAAGAUUCUGAAAGAUGUUCGAGCAGAUGAUGUGCGAGUCAUACCUGUUAGAAAGCAAUCGGAGUUUACAAAUUUCGUUGUUGUUGCCACCGGCCGGUCUCAAUGGCAUGUUCGUAAUAUCGCUCAAGCCCUAAUUUACAAGGUGAAGCAAAAACAAACGGGAGCGAAAAGAAUGUUGUUACCAAGUGUUGAAGGGCAAGAAGGAGGGAAUUGGAUUGUGAUUGACUCAGGUUCGUUGAUAGUCCAUGCACUUGAUGAGAAAGCCAGGGCUUAUUACAACUUGGAGCAGCUAUGGACCUCUAAGGAGUCGAUUAAAGAACAAAGUCAAAGUCAAAGCAAGGACUUGGAUCAAGCUUUUGUGAAGGUACGCCGCAAGAAUAACUCCAAGAAACCCCAAAAGGAAUGUGCUUGAUCAACCAUGUAUCCUUUCCUAGUGUUUAAAAUGUGUUUGUUUUGUUUUUUUUUAUAAAGGAGUUGUACAUGUAAAUUCUUCAAGACUAUAGAAAAUGAUCAUAUUCUAAUUCCAUCUUGGGAUAAUAAAACUAUAAAAGAGAAUAUGGACUCAACUCAGGAUCUCAAUGUUUUCCCAGCUUGUACAAGCUCCAAUUUAUGAUCUUUUCAACUUUUUGGAAUAUGUUUAUUUGCAAAAA